GAACCACCAUUUCCUUCCCCUUCCACUAUAAAACCAAACCAUCUUGAACCACUAACAAUUCAAAUCGUAAAACCCCAAGUACCCAGUUUACCAAAUUAACCCUUCUUCAAAACCAGCUUGCAGAGAGAGAGAGAGAGAUAAAUUUUGUGUUUUUGAUGUCGAGUGGAAAUCAGUGUGUGAAGGUUGUGAUCAUCAACACCAAGUAUGUGGAGACAGACGCCACGAGCUUCAAAGAUGUGGUGCAAAAGCUAACUGGGAAAGACUCAAAGGUCGCAUAUGAAAUGCAGGAGCCAAAUAAUGUUGCAAAGAGCCAGUGCUUCUUGAGAGAUCAGGGGAUCAAUAAUUAUGGUGGGAGGACUAAUGUUAAUGUUAUGGAAUCAUCAAAUAACACUGGUUGCAGUGUUAAUGGCGGAAAGACGACCACGAUGUCUCGGAGUAAUUCUUCAGUUUUGAUGAAAAAUAUAUCGUUCAAGGAGUUUGAAAGAUUGUUCAGAGAGAUGCCUCCAGUGGAGGAUUUUUGGAUUGAUUAGUUAUUUUUAAAAGUUCUAUAUAUAUGAUAUACAUAUUUUCUUCUAUGUCGUGCAGGCAUCAUGUAUUUUGUACUACUCCUUCAUAAUUUCUUUCUCGUUUAUAAUGGCUGCAUAAGAGAAAAACUGAUGAUAUAUCAAAUUUG
Molecule: messenger RNA, 673 nt
Organism: Prunus dulcis (almond)
Lineage: Eukaryota; Viridiplantae; Streptophyta; Magnoliopsida; Rosales; Rosaceae
Product: VQ motif-containing protein 1-like
Exons: 1
Coding region: 156-530 (124 amino acids)
Source: RefSeq, a predicted model, not a curated record